This is a messenger RNA of Dichomitus squalens LYAD-421 SS1, 1008 nucleotides long. RefSeq lists its product as uncharacterized. The record is from RefSeq and is a predicted model, not a curated record. Gene Ontology annotation, cellular component: cytoplasm; Nem1-Spo7 phosphatase complex. Gene Ontology annotation, molecular function: protein phosphatase regulator activity. The transcript has 4 exons. NCBI's taxonomy places the organism in Eukaryota, Fungi, Basidiomycota, Agaricomycetes, Polyporales, Polyporaceae. Bases 1 to 1008 code for a protein of 335 amino acids.
AUGCCUCCGCGGCCUCCCCUCAACCUUCCUGCAGGCUCCUACUACCCGCCCAACGAUGCCGCAACCCACCUGGACUUGCUACUUUUUGAGGAAAGGCUCAAGACGAACGCUGCAACGCUGAAUAGCCGGAAACGACGGUACCAACUCUUCCUUGGGCAGCUGUUGCUCAUCAUCGGCUUCCUGCUCUGUGAGGUCCUUCUCCAGACGAACUGGCUUGGCGUCCCGUACAAAUGGGUUCUGCAUAAGGUCCUCCCGGAGAUAUAUCCCGAAGACGCGGACGUGAGAGUCCACCCCUACUUCGCCUCGGGCCUGCUGUUCGUGAGCGUGACGACCCUCGUGCUGUUCUUCGCGAGUGGGAUGUACUCGGAGAAGAUCGGCUACGCGAAUAAAUACGUCCCGCACGCGAACCGUGCCCUGAGGAACUUCAAUAUGUACCUCAAUAUGCGUCAGCCCCCAUUGCGCUCUAAGCUCCCCUUCAACCCCUUCGCAUUCCUUUUUGCCCGCCCACAAUUGCCACCGACGUCGCCCACGUCGCCAACCUCCCCGCAUCCUUCACGUCGGCGAAGCCCAUCACCAUCUUCAGGAGCGAGCAGACGCAGCUCGUCCGUGCCCAUCCCGCCCAUUCCGCCGGCGUCGAACCCACGAGGGGAGUUGAUCUUCUCGUCUCGUGUGGACCGCAGCUUCCGCGAGUCGUACGAUCGGUACCGCGCGCAGUUCGAGAGACGAAGAGAGGAGAGGGAGCGCGCGGCGUACAGCCAGACGUGGCGCGGCUGGCUGCACCUGAUGAUGCCGUGGAUGCGCAAGGCGCACACCGCAGCGGGCGCGCUCGAGAAGGGCACCGGGUCUGGGAGUGCGACUCCGGUCGGAAGCAUAAGGGGCGUGCCUGGGAGAGGGAGAGGGACGGCGAGUCCUGGCGGAUCGAGGAGAUCGAGUCCUGUCCCGGGCUCAACCCGGAGCGGGAGGAGGCAUCCGUUGGCGUUGGAGACGGUUAGGGGAGAGGAUGCCUGA